AUGACAUCUGCUCGAAUCGUUUUAACUUCUUCUUGGAGAUUUUUUCCAAAAUCAAGAUCCGAAGUCGAAUCAUCGUUUAAACAAAUUGGAAUUGAUUCCUUAUUAGGAUGGACUAGUAGUCGAGGCAAAACAAGAGUAGAUGAAAUCUAUCAUUGGCUGAAAGAUUUCGAUUAUAAAACUAUUGAACAAGACAUUAUUGUUCAGAAAUGGAUUGCCAUUGACGAUAUGGAUUUAUUUAAAGUUGAUAAAAAACGAAUGAAAGACCACUUUGUUAUGACUACGCCGCUGUAUGGAAUUACAGAAGAAACCAUCAAAGAAGCAGUUAUGUUACUUUCAUGA
This is a messenger RNA of Rotaria sp. Silwood2, 339 nucleotides long. Lineage: Eukaryota; Metazoa; Rotifera; Eurotatoria; Philodinida; Philodinidae. The record is from the annotation of a GenBank genome assembly.